Molecule: messenger RNA, 917 nt
Organism: Pseudogymnoascus destructans
Lineage: Eukaryota; Fungi; Ascomycota; Leotiomycetes; Thelebolales; Thelebolaceae
Exons: 1
Coding region: 87-704 (205 amino acids)
Biological process (GO): exon-exon junction complex disassembly
Cellular component (GO): cytoplasm; exon-exon junction complex
Molecular function (GO): RNA binding
Source: RefSeq, a predicted model, not a curated record
CUAUUCCGGACCAGUAAAUAUCGCUGUACAAUAAAGAAUUAAAUACUAAUUUUCAUUGUAUGCGUUCGCUCAUGGUAUAAGAUACCAUGCCGUCUGUUCCGACUCCCUCCAAAGCUGGGAUUAUUCAGGGCGAAUCUGGAGACCGCCAUAUUCCCUCGUCCACACGAGCUGACGGCUCGAAGCGCAAAGAAAUCAAGAUUCGGCCCGGUUAUAAGCCUCCGGAGGAUGUUGAAGUUUACAAGAACCAGACGGCUGCGGGCUUUCGGGCCAGGGGACAGGGUGGAGUACCCGGUGCGGCUGCAUUAAAGAAGGAGGAACCCGAGUCCGCAGCUGCGAGCAAUAAGAAUUCGAAACGACGAGAGGCAAGAAGGAAGGCUGCUGCCACUGCGUUGUCGUCUUCUACCAAUCCUGAGACGGAAGCCCGCACGGAAACAAACUGGAGACAACCCGCCACCAACCAACCCGAAGCUGCAGCGGAAGAGGCUGUAGAUCCAGAAGCCGAACGAGAAAAGAAGGCACGGAACCUGAAGAAGAAGCUCAAGCAGGCGAAAGAUUUGAAGGAAAAGAAGGAAGGUGGUGCGGCAUUGCUUCCGGAGCAAUUUGCGAAGGUGAUCAAGAUCAACGAGCUUAUCCGAGAGCUGGAUGCCCUUGGUUUCGGUCCAGAAGGAGAACCCAAAGAAGUCGAGGCGAAGGCGGAAAAAUGAUCACUCUGAGUUCUAAAUUAUGUCACAUUUAUGAGGGCGUUGGGCAUAUUUUUGCUAGGUUUCGGUGUUAUAAACUGGGUUGGCGUCAAAUGACAUAGACCAAGAUGAGCAUGCAAUCACACGUGGGUGUCAGUCUGGCCUAUAUGUAGCUAAUAUUUUAAUCGCUAAAGUAACUCAUCCUUCGGCCUAGAAGGAAGCUCUUGCAGGGUAUCA